This is a messenger RNA of Oncorhynchus keta (chum salmon), 4588 nucleotides long. RefSeq names its product NCK-interacting protein with SH3 domain-like. Bases 517 to 2712 code for a protein of 731 amino acids. The record is from RefSeq and is a predicted model, not a curated record. The transcript has 13 exons. Lineage: Eukaryota; Metazoa; Chordata; Actinopteri; Salmoniformes; Salmonidae. Gene Ontology annotation, biological process: endocytosis. Gene Ontology annotation, molecular function: Arp2/3 complex binding; protein binding.
ACUUGCAUGUGGUAAAAAAAAUAAAAAAAUAAACAUUAUAAAGCACAUAAAAAAGUAUAUAUUUCUAAUCUGGAAAUAGUUUCCAAUCAUGUCCUCCAAUGGAACAUGAUAGGAUGGACAGUCAUAAUUGUGGCCCUAUAUGGGAAGCAAGCUUGCAUACGGUGGAAUUAUAUUGCAAAACAACAAAGAACGAUAGCUGUCGGAGGAGGCUUCUCGUCCUCUGCCAUUGAUGAAUACCAAAUACCAAAGAGGCGUGCCCGCUUGUGUGUUAUUCUGCGUGGGUGCGUGCGCGCCCCCUACUGUGUUUUCGGGACAAGCUUGAAACGGUCAAGUCGCAAAUUUGAUUUUACAAUGUAAAUAGAAAGUAGGAGAAUCAUUCGCGAAGUCGUAAAUAUCUAUUUAAAAUUACCUUAGACUGGGUACAUCAGUUAUUUACUGAACCAGCUAAUUGUGCAUUUGCUGAAACAGUCAUAUCGGUGUUUUUAGGAAUUACAAGGGAUUUAAAACAGAAUAACUAUGUAUCGGUCUCUGUAUGCUUUCCGAUCCGCGGAGCCCAACUCGCUCCACUUCGGGGCCGGGGAGGGCUUUCUGAUCCUGGAACGCAGCAACAAACACUGGUGGCUCGGGUCGCGCUGCAGUUCGGGCGAAACCGGCUACGUUCCCGCUUCUUACAUCGAAAGGAUUCAGGCUCCGGAGCAGGAUGAAGUGUUACAGUCUAUCGACAGGGCCAUCGAAGGGAUCCAUAACGUGGCCAUGAAGAACGGGGGCAAAUACAACCUGGAGCAGCGAGACGUGCUACAGAAGUUGAUCCAUCACAGGAAGGAGACCCUGUCAAGGCGAAGUCCAACUCCAUCCAGUCACAAGCAGGGCCUGCCCUCAUCUACCAGCGAACUGUCCCUCAGCCACACCGCUCAACCACCCAAUGGUGUCAGCCGCACCCUGUCAGAGAGUACCGACAAUGUUCAAGGACUUUACCAGGUGCCUCCUCAGCCCCGCCGUGCAGCACCCAUAACCCCUCCCCCUCCUGAGAAACAAAGAGCCAGCCGACGCCCAGCAGAAUUUUCCAUUCCUCCUCCUCCUGGCCCUACCCCUCCUGCCGGGACUGGCCUGUCCCCCUCGGUCAGCUCCGCCUCCCUGGACUCUGUCUCCUCCCACUCGGUGGUGUCCUCUGAUGUCAGCCUGACAAGCGUUGCCAGCACCCCGCCCCCAGUGCCAAGCCGUGUGAAGCCCCCACCCCAUCCUCCAGACGACCUGCUCCCCUCUACCCCCUCUCCCCAGCCAGUUCCCUCAAAGAAGGGCCAUGCCCCCCAACCUCCACCACCACAGCCCACUCCACCACCACAGCCCACUCCACCACCACAGCCCAGCACCGAGGACCAAACAGAAACCGACUGGCCUCUUGCCCCGCCCUCUGUCGCUGAAAGCACCCCCGGAAGCCCCUCUCACUCAGAGCCUGUUCCCGGGACAACAGGGGCGGAGCUUAUUGAGCUGGUUCGGAGCAACACGGGCCUGAGUUACGAGCUGUCUCGGGUGGCGGUGGGUGUGGUCGUGGGUCACCUGCAGACCACCCUUCCUCAAGCCUCCUCUGCCUUAGAGAAGGUCCUCCUCUCAUUGGUAGAGAGCAAGGAUCAGAGAUCUGCGUUGCCACAGGGACAAGUGUGUCACGAUGAACAGCGCCUGGAGGUCAUCUUAGGCGACCUUGCCCGUCACGUUGACGAUUCUCAGCAGCGCAGCUGGGCUCUUUACGAAGACCACUCCCUCAUUGCAUGUUACCUGGAGGAGCUGCUGAAGAUACUGACGGAUGCAGAUCCAGUGGUGUGUAAGAGGAUGUGCAGGGUCAACCACUCUGAGCCAGUGCUGUCACUAGUGUCCUACUAUCAGAUGGAGCACCGAGUGUCUCUACGCCUGCUGUUGCUCAAGGUGUUUGGGGCGAUGUGUAGCCUGGACUCUGCCCUCAUCUCCACCCUCCUCAACUCCAUCCUGCCCAUGGAGCUGGCCAGAGACCUGCAGACUGACACACAGGAGCAUCAGAAGAUGUGCUACACAGCCUUGGUCCUGACUAUGAUAUUCUCUAUGGGGGAGCAGGUGCCAUAUCACCACUAUGAGCACUUAAACGCUAGCUUUGUUCAGUUCCUGCUAGAUGUGGUAGAGGAGGGUCUUCCCUCUGACCCCACGGAACAGCUCCCUGACCUCUGCGUCAACCUCAUCCUGGCCUUCAACCUGCACCUCACAGUGCCCAGCAGCAACGUGAUAAUGCAGACUUUGAUCAAGAAAAACGUGAAGCUCUUUUCUGAGAAAAUAGUGCUGCUCCUAAACCGAGGAGAUGACCCUGUGUGUGUCUUUAAACAUGCUCCCCCUGCCCCACACUCAGUUCUUAAGUUCCUGCAGGAUGUCUUCGCCAGCAGAGACUCUGCUAACAUCUUCUACCGCGCGGACAUGAUGGUGAUGAUAGAUAUCGCUGUUCGAUGCAUCUCUGACCUCUCACCUGGGGAAAAGUUGAGAAUGGAGUACCUCGCGCUCAUGCACUCCGUCAUGCGCUCCACAGACUACCUGGAGCACCGGCACCGCCUCUCCGACCUGCAGGGCGCGCUGCAAAGGAUUCUAAGAGAGGACGACUCGGGAGCGGACGAGGGCGGGGCCACGGCCAAACAGAUGGAUAAGCUAAUAGUGCAGGAGAUCUACAAGGAAUUCCCUCAGAUCAGAGACACCUAGGACGACUGAAUAUGACAGCGGUGCUGUGCACUCAUGAGGCGGUAGUCUGUCUCCUUUAUUCCCGAAAGAUGGUACUGUGGCGCUUCCUAGGGUUGACGAAGGACUGUAGUCAGCUACUUAGUUUCUGAGUGUUACAACCCUCCGUCACACUUUUUACAAUUAUGACAUAAGAGAUGGCAUGAGCACCAGCUGUCACAGCGGUUUAUUGCGUCCGUCGUGUCAUGAUUAUGAUAAUGCUAUGUAGCUCUUAUGACGGAGGAUUCAAGUGAAGUGUUACCCAACAGAAUACUGCAUUGUGCUUUAAAUGUGCUCCCUUGUACUGAGGGACCAAACUGCGGUGUGAACGGAGGGUCUUGUAACCCUGGGACUGGUGUGCUGUAUAUGUCUUCUUACUUUCAGUCUAUUCAUGUGUCUUGAUCACUCACUCUUAUUCCUCACCACCUGGCAUGGCCUCACAGUAUGUUACUAAGACAGUUCAAAGAAAAGACAAAUUAGGUGAUUAUACUGAUAACAAAACAUUCUAGUCCAGUUUGCUCGACACAGAUGAAGCCAAGUUCUGCACUGAAAAGCGUGCUCAAUGGAGAAUCUACAUUAACUAGGCUUAAUCUGUGUCCUGGAAACCAGACCUCUGACAAUAAUACAUUCUAGGCUUUGAGGUUAGUUUAGUACUCACUAUUUAUUGCAAUGGCAAUGCUGCUAUAUGAGCCUCAUUUACCUUAAUAUCUAUGGCUGUGAUUCUCUGACUGAGCACAACUUGUUACCUUGCUUUCACCAUUACUUGUGACCUUGCUUUCACCAUUACUUGUGACCUUGCUUUCACCAUUACUUGUGACCUUGCUUUCGCCAUUACUUGUGACCUUGCUUUCGCCAUUACUUGUGACCUUGCUUUCGCCAUUACUUGUGACCUUGCUUUCGCCAUUACUUGUGACCUUGCUUUCGCCAUUACUUGUGACCUUGCUUUCCCCAUUACUUGUGACCUUGCUUUCGCCAUUACUUGUGACCUUGCUUUCUUCCCUACACUUUAUCUACAGUAACCUCCACUCUAGGUAUGGCUAAAAUAUGACAUGCUCUAAAUGUGUCUCAACCAGACCACUCCUACUCUGCUCUGCUGCUUGUGCUGUAGAUGGAACGUAAUGGUACUGUAAUGACAAGCUGUAACACGCUGCUUCUACAUACUAAGCCUUGACUAACUUCCUAUAUACCUAUGGCUCUCUGAAAUGGAAUGUAGUUAUUUAUUCAUAGGAAAUAAUUGAUAAGGAAUUGAUAAGAUUCGAUUGGUCAGUUUUUUGUUGUUGUUUUUUUUAAAUGUAGUCUGGCGUUAACUAAGGGACUUGUCACCAAGAUUGAUUGAUUGCUUUGCCCAGAUCAUUUUGGUCUGAAAUCUAUCAGUUACCACAGUACGGUGUCUCUCCGUCAGAGCUCUUUCUCUCUUUGUGUCAUAGUUUAUAUUUACUUGGCUCUGUUAGAGCUAAUAGGGGAAGUGUUUAUGUGGCAAAAUAGUUGUGGCCAUCAUGAUGCACGUAUACCUUUUAACACACACUUAAAAGGAAGUGUUUACACAUAUAAACAUAUAUACCAGAGUGUGUUUUCUCUGACGUAUGUGUUUUUAUUAUCCAGUGUUAAUGCAUAAAGCUAUGCAUGUGUGUGUCUAUGUACGGUUUGUGUAUAUUUUCGUAACUAUGUAUGGUUUUAUCAUCGUCCCUGUAGGUUUGAGCCUCCAUCGCCCCUUAAGGUACGACUGUGUUAUAGCAAUAAAACCAACUGAACUAUAUUUUCCCAAUUAAAUAUAUCUGAAAUGGUUGUUCAGAGAGGGGUGGACGCAACAAAGUGUAUUUUCUUAAUGUUACCAAUCAACUAAUAAACAUCUCAAUGAACA